Messenger RNA from Stegostoma tigrinum, 6168 nucleotides. RefSeq names its product TBC1 domain family member 14-like. The record is from RefSeq and is a predicted model, not a curated record. NCBI's taxonomy places the organism in Eukaryota, Metazoa, Chordata, Chondrichthyes, Orectolobiformes, Stegostomatidae. Bases 108 to 2339 code for a protein of 743 amino acids. The transcript has 14 exons.
GGCGGCGGUGGUGGUGGCUGUGGUGUUAGGGACAGAGGCAGCUUUCGGAAGAAACUUCCGGAGAGCGGCUCAGAGUUGAGUACCGCAGUCCUGCCUACGUGAGGCUGAUGGAUGGGUCGCGACCUGAGCAAAUAAGCGGCGCCCCAGGCGGAACUCAGCGGACUGGCACGCGGCUCAAUGGCGACGCGAGCGAUGGCCUGGCUUCCUCUCCGUCCCGGAGGGUUCGACUCCAGGAGCGGGGGGCAGGAACAUGUGGAAACCCACCUAGGAUACUGGAAGGAAGAAUUUGCACAGACUUCUUGACCCCUGCUGGACAGUGUGUCGACAAUUGUGAAAUUGUGAAUUUUCAAAACUUUGAUGUAAAGGCGAUGUGGUCUUUAUCUGUACCAAAAUACAAGCACAAUUUGCACUGCUCUAGGUUUGAAGACAGUAAUAGCCUUAAUUCUGAAGACUCUGGCAUUCCCACACUAGAAAUUGCAAAUCCAGAGCCCAUCCAUUGUGGUGUAUUGAAUGUUAGAACAAACCAUGCUGAUUCAUCCCAGAUAAUUGGAUUGGCACCUGAUAAACUUGGACAAGGUUCAGGUAGUCUCCCACCUGGCAUGUGUUCACCGGCUGUGCGUCUUGAGACUGACAGUGCGUUGCGAAAAUCUUCAACAUUUCCUCGUUCUGGUUAUGAUAAUGUGAAGCUUUACAGUCCAUCAAGCAGAGGAGCAAACAAGGCUGAUGAGAUAUCUGUCAGCAGUAUUUCAAGCUUGAGCACGGAACUGUCCACAACUCUGUCUGUUAGCAAUGAGGAUAUUCUAGAUAGUUUGGUUACCAGUGACUCCAGUGCAAUUGUAAAUCUGGAAACUGAUGAGGCACAGUUCACUGACAUCAGUUUAAAUUCUUCCAGAGAAAGCUACAAUCAAGCUGACAGUCCUUUGGAACAAGAGACCAAAUAUAAAAGACUCGGCACACUAGCCAACUUUUUUACCAGGAGUUUGUUUACAAAGAAGCUUAAAGAUCCUGCAUCAUUAGAGCAGAAUGUUCAAGGAUGGAAACUAUUUGGGAGGAUGCCUGCCAAGGAAAGCCCUCUUAAAGAGUCCAAGAAUGUUCAACAGGAAUAUGAAGAAAGGUCUGGGAGAGCCCAGAAGUCCCCCUCUCCUAAUCAGAGAUUGAGGAAAAACCUAGACUUCGAACCUCUCUCCACAACAGCACUUAUCCUUGAGGAUAGGCCAGCGAAUCUCCCUGCAAAACCUGCAGAAGAAGCUCAGAAACACAGACAACAAUAUGAGGAAAUGGUGGCUCAAGUGAAAAAACGAGAGCAAAAGGAUGCUCAGAGACGGAGGAAGCUACUGGAAGAUCGGUGUAAACUUGAAGAAACAAUUGGGAAUGCUGUUGUUACCUGGAACCAUGAAAUCUUACCCAACUGGGACGCUAUGCGUCAUUCUCGUAAAGUUCGUGAUCUCUGGUGGCAAGGUAUUCCUCCAAGUGUAAGAGGAAAGGUAUGGAGCUUGGCAAUCGGCAACGAGUUAAACAUUACUCAUGAACUGUAUGAUAUUUGCUUAACUCGGGCUAAAGACAAAUGUAGAUCUCUCAGUACAGCACACUCUGAUGUUGACAGUGAAGAUCUGGAAUUAUCCGUAGCAGACCGGGAAGCCAGUCUGGAGCUUAUAAAGUUGGACAUAUCUCGCACCUUUCCUAAUCUUUGUAUAUUUCAGCAGGGAGGUCCUUAUUAUGAUGUGCUGCACAGCAUUUUAGGUGCAUACACCUGUUACAGACCUGAUGUAGGAUAUGUGCAGGGAAUGUCAUUCAUUGCAGCUGUGUUAAUUCUAAAUCUGGACACUGCUGAUGCCUUCAUAGCCUUUGCUAACUUAUUGAACAAACCAUGUCAAAUGGCAUUUUUCCGUGUGGACCAUGGCCUUAUGUUGAAAUAUUUUGCAGCCUUUGAGGUAUUCUUUGAGGAAAACCUACCAAGGUUAUUUGCACAUUUCAAGAGAAACAACCUUACCCCAGAUAUUUAUUUAAUUGACUGGAUCUUUACUCUGUACAGUAAAUCUUUCCCUCUGGACCUUGCAUGUCGUGUCUGGGAUGUAUUCUGCCGUGACGGAGAGGAGUUUCUCUUCAGAACUGCUCUGGGAAUCCUCAAACUAUAUGAGGAUGUUUUGACCCAAUUGGAUUUUAUCCACAUGGCACAAUUUCUGACCAAACUUCCUGAAGAUAUGUCAUCCGAGGACCUUUUUGGAGCCAUUGGAACCAUUCAUUUGCAGAGUAGAAAUAAAAAGUGGGCUCAGGUAUUAUCGGCAUUGCAGAAAGAUACGAAGGAAGUGGACAAAGGAAGCCCAGCUCUGAAACGAUGACCAACAUAUUGGAACAUUUGCUGUCAGAUUGCAGUAUGUUAUGGCCGUUUAUAUGCAGAAAUGCAAAUCAGAUCUUGUAAAUUGCAGAGUUGGGGUUCUUAUUAUGUUUUAUAAUUAUCCUCGAGUUACCUGAUACACUGAAGUUAGCCUUAAAAGAAUACAUAUGCAUAAUUGAAAUCAUGGAUACAACCAUUAGAAUCUUGAAUGGCCUCAUUCUUGCCUAUCAUGUGGUGUUACUUUAGUUGAACAAUUUUAAAUCUUAUAGUACAACAGAAGUACUGACUAGCUGUUUUUGAUCAACUUUUGCAGAAAGCAUUUUAUUUCCAUGGCACUGCCUGUGAGGUCACACAUCUGAUCAAUGUGAUUUAUCAAAUGCUUGUGUCCAAUCUCAAAAAACAUGUUAUGGAAUAGGGUCAUAAAUUUGACAGCAUGCUUUCUCUUGCAGUUUGGCUCACCUUAUUUCAUGUUACAUUUUAGUAAUGUUGAACUUAGACCACAAAUCCAUGUUUCAAACCAUUUUAUAGGCUUUUAUAGCUGGAAGCAUCAGUCUUGAUCUCAGUGUCAAAGGUGUUGUAACUUCAUGCUCCGCCUUUUUUUAAUUCUAGUUUUUUAAAUGGAUAUCUGCAUCCCUAGUGAUUUGACCCACACCUUGUCUCACUUUGAGUUCAAGAUCACUGAUUGUGGCUGUACCAUUGCUGUUUAUCACGCCACUGGUACUUUUCAUAAGCUUCACAUUAGGAUGCAAUCGUCAUUUCACUGCUUAGGCAAAUAAAUAUCAGUGUAAAGUUAAACAUAUUCGAUAAUGUACAUAAAUGAUUUUCAGGAGCAGUGUUUCUUUUUGUUACAAACUUUCUCCAUCAGCAAUAAUGGUUAUAAAACUUCCAUCUUCAUUCAUUUUGUGAACAGUGCUACAAUCAAUUACUGUAUCCACUGCAGUUAGUAAAAGAGAAGUUAGCUUCUGCGUGUCAUUGAGUUUAAUGUUGUUUCAUAGUACAGUAAGUUGCCAUUAGUGCGGAGUGCUUGUACAAUCAAAUGUGUGGCAAAUUACUUGUCAAUAUCCAACCUGAAGCUGGUUUCUGUGAUCAAACAGUAAGUGGCUUGCUGUACCACAAAGGUUAAAAAGGGAAGUUAAUUAGCAGGUUUUUUAACAGCUGCUGAAAAUUGUUCGAAACACUCAUUUAUAAUUACUGAACUGCACCACUAGCUUCAUAUUAUCCUUUGAUCUACUGAAAAUAUGAAUGUGGCACCGAACAGUUUGAGUUCUGGUUGCCAGAUAAAUCACCUGCUUGGGUCCAGUGACUCAGUGAAAAAGAUGGAUUUGUCUAACUCAUGAUAACCAAAAGUAAUUGAGUCUAAUUCUGAUACUGUCCUUAGUUAGCAACUCUUAACUCAAACUGGGGAUUAGAAAUUCAGACACAGUCCCGGGUCCUAAUUGCUAUGCAUUAUUUCCAUUGGAAGGUCCACGUAUGAACAUCUGGUGGGAACGAAAAUGGGUUGGUCUGUAAGGCAGCAUCAUAUGGUGCCAUUUAGUUGAUACCUUCAAGAAAACCUUUUAAAAAAAGACUGGCUGCAGUUUUGAAAUCCAAUGCAUGUUCAUAAAUUAGCUGCUAAUUCAAAUAAUUAUAUCACUGAAUUAAAUUAUCACCUUGUAAUUGUUCCAAAUUUAUUUUAAUUUGGAGUAACAAAGUACAUGAAAUAAGAAUUUUUCAAAAUACGCAAAUUAAUAUUUCUGGAUUUUGUCUGUUCUUAAGAUAACAUUUGUGAGUAGAUUUGCAUGGUAGCACACCCCAAGUGGCACCAGUCCAUUUUGAGCUUAAACAUUGAAAGUUGAUGAGCAUUUUUAACACUGGCAUAAUUGCCAUUCAGCCCUGCUCCAUCUUGAUGCAACAUGUACAUUCCAGCAGGAGUAACUUAAUAUUGCACUGGCAAUUGUUCUCCCUCAUCGGCUAUGAGAAAUGAAUUCUACAUCUAACGGUAGCAGCUCAUCAUUUGUAAGUGGCCAACAGCUGACUUGCGUAAACAAUGAAGUAGAAUCUGCAACUUUAAGGUCUGUUUAGCAUAAACAAACACCAAGGUACCACUGAUAAGAUGUUUUGACCAUGCAAAGUUAUUGAGCUCCAUUCUGAAUUGAGCCCUAAUUGUGAAACUUGUUUUUUUAAUAAAAUUUGUUAUGAUACACUGAGGUGAGUUACUGAAUUAACAGUAAUGUGCAAUUUGCUCAUCAGGACAGUUGCUGAUCAACAUAUCAGCAGUAACUUCCUGAGUUGUGAGCUAACACCAAAAUGGCAACAUCUAGUUGCAUCACCUGACCUUGUAUUCCAUAUUGUCAGGUUAAUAUGUUGUAAAGUAUUCAGGUCAACUUCUGCUAAAAUGCUUCCAAAUUAUUGCAUUCCGAUAACCUUAAACACUGAUUAUAUUUCACUAUGAUGCUGUGUAUCAAUGUACAAUCAAGUGUGUGUGUGUGUGUGUGUGUGUGUGUGUGUUUUUAAGCUUCCAUUUUUUUUGCAUCUCUGAAGAUAAGGAAACUCUGGUUUAUGAGCAGAAAGAUGUGAUGACCUCUGAGUCUCAAUGUCAUUUUUAGUUUGUGUACAUAUGGCCUGAGAUUUCCUUUUGAGGAAUGUAGAUGUCACAAUCAACUGUUUCACACUUGUGAUCAUUAUGCAAAUUAGUCAGUAAAUUAACAUGUUUUAGGAAUUUAAGUAGUAGAGAUGAGGCAGCACCAAAUCAUUCCCAAAUUGAAAAGUCAACAUACAAAACUGAUCCUAUACUUGAAAACUUUGCUUGUAACCUAACAGAGCAAGAAAUUCUAUAUUUUUAGGUUUGAAAUUUUAAUUAAAACAAAAUGUAUGUUAUAUGACACAAGUACAGGAAUACUUUUUUUUGGGUAAUGUGCAAAGUCAGCUAGGUUAAAGUUAAUUUUUUACCUGGGUGUAAAUUUCUUUCAAAAACUGAAGAUACAGGACAGCAGGACCAUUAUCUCGAUAGAGCCAACAGUGAGCUAUAAACUAAGCCACUAUUUCCCCACUGACUGCUGUAGGAGAUACGAAUGGAAUGAUGUUGAAAGCCGGUUAGCAGAAGGUAACUUAUUUGCACUUGUGUAGUAAAUACAUUAUAUAAAGCAUGUCUAACUUGUACUUGUUAAGCUACUUUUUUUUCAGUUUUUGGCGCAUCACAUAGAUAAAGAUUUAUUGUGGUAGUAUGACGAGUUAAAUGCUGCAAUAAUAAAAUACUUGCACAGUUUCUUUUUGAGAGAAUUUAUCAUGAAAUAUCCCUCAUUUGGGGUGCUGUUGAGAAUAACAUUUUCCUUAAUUUGGUUAGAUUUGAGGUACUCAGUGACAGAACAAUGCAAUUGUGAUGUGUAUAUAAAUCUCAAUCAAAUUAGAUUGUUUCAAGUUGUACAGAUUGAAAUAUUUAAAGACUUUGUUUCGUUUAAUUCUGUUUUGGAUGAUCAUGCUCAGUACCUUUUUCCUUCUUGUUGCAGUGCGAUUUAUUUCUUAUACUUUUUUUGAGAUGGGUGACACUCCUGACCUUUGUUUCUGUUGUUUUGACACUGGAAGUGAUUUUAACUGCUUUAAUUGUAUAAUCACUGGAAUCUAAUAGACAUUGUUUCAACUUUAUGAACUAAUACUUUAAGUGCACCUGCAGUUUUUAAUAAUGGUACAUACCCUUUUAAUCUUUAUGGUAUGUUCGGUUGAAAACUGAGCAGACUGGAGAGUGUUUAUUCAGCCGAUUGUGAAAGAAGCUAUGAUUACAGAAUAUAAAAUUUUCCUUCAAAUGUAAAUAAGAUGUUUUUGUAAAAAAUCUCUAAAUAAAGAAAUAGUGAAAUGUU